This is a messenger RNA of Gasterosteus aculeatus aculeatus (three-spined stickleback), 1606 nucleotides long. It is a transcript of the gene tnfaip8l3, whose product is annotated as tumor necrosis factor, alpha-induced protein 8-like 3. Gene Ontology annotation, biological process: regulation of apoptotic process. Lineage: Eukaryota; Metazoa; Chordata; Actinopteri; Perciformes; Gasterosteidae. Gene Ontology annotation, cellular component: cytoplasm. The record is from RefSeq and is a predicted model, not a curated record.
UGAGAGGAGGAGGUGGAGGAGAAGAAGGGGAGGACCAAGUGGUGCGGUGACAAGGGAGGGAGAAACCGAGAGGGGGGACGGACUGAGAGCGAGAGAGGGGCGGGAGCAUCAGACGGAGGAGGAAACAGGGAAACUGAGGGAGUCAGAAGUAAAGAGGAGAGCUGAGGGGGAAAAAAGGAGGACAGAUCAGCAAAUCAGCCCCAAAAGAAUUCCUCCCAGCGCUGCAGUGAUCCAGGCUGCUCACCGGGAGAAGAAAGCGAAAAGAACAAGACACUGCCCUUUUUUUUUUUUUUUGAAGGCAUUUUUUUAAUCUCUCUCUGGGUAAAGAAAUCCAAAAUAAUCCCUUGAGAGGAAAGAAGAAGAAGAAGAAGAAGAAGAAGAAGAAGAAGAAGAAGAAGAAAGAGGAAUCUAAGAGCUUCUGCAGCCUCCCAGUGUCCUGCAGGAGAAAAUGGAUUCGGACUCCGGAGAGCAGAGUGACGGAGACCUGUCCACAGGACAGGAGAGCUUUAACUCUCGCUCCCUGGCCCUGCAGGCCCAGAAGAAGAUCCUCAGCAAGAUGGCGACCAUGGUGGUGGCCAACAUGUUGACGGACGACACCAGCAGCGAGAUCCUGGACGAGCUCUACAAGACGAGCCGGGAGUUCACCAAGAGCAAGAAGGAGGCCCACAAGAUCAUCAAGGACGUCAUCAAGAUCGCCCUGAAGAUCGGCAUCCUGUACCGCAACCACCAGUUCAGCCCCGAAGAGCUCGACACGGUGGAGCGCUUCAAGAAGAAGAUGAACCAGGCGGCCAUGACGGCGGUGUCCUUCUACGAGGUGGAGUACACCUUCGACAUGGGCAUCCUGUCGGAGCUCCUGCUGGAGUGCAGGGACCUGCUUCACAACCUGGUCGAGCAGCACUUGACGCCGCGCUCGCACGCGCGCAUCGACCACGUUUUCAACCAUUUCGCCCGCGGGGAGUUCCUGGUCGAGCUGUACGGGGACAGGGAGGAGUACAGACUCUCGCUGAGGAAGAUCUGCAACGGCGUCAACAAACUGCUGGACGAAGGAACGCUUUAACCUCACACCUCUUUUCUCCUCUUUCUCCCGCUAGUCUUUCCUUCUCCCACGCUCCCACCCCUCCGACUGCUCACAUCCUCCUCCUGCCCCUCGCUCUCGUCUUCCUGUUCCUUUAUUCGCCCAUUUCCAUGAAUCUGGCUGUAACAUGCUGCUGCUGCUGCUGCUUUGGUUCAAUGGGAGGAUCCUUUUUUUUGUACUCUCUUUCCUCUCGGCGGGUCGUUGCUGCAGACUGGGACAGCCUGCGUCGUGUCGUAUGCAUUAUAGCGUUCCCAGUCAACCCGUUUGUGUGCAAAAGUGUACUGUACCAAUGGCCAAAAAACAUACAUUAGGUAUAGUUGGAUGUGGACGAUAAUCAGCAGUAGUUAUCAGUCUCUCUCUCUUGGUGUGUGUGCGUGUGUGUGUGUGUGUGUGUGUGUGUGCAUUUGUGCUUGCACGGGGUUCCCUUGAAUAAUGUGUUUGUACAUAAGGCCCAUGUGUGUGUGUGUAUUAUGUAUCUUCUCUACAAGGGUGUAACACUUGUCUUUUAUUAAAGAUUUCUUUUAAACGUUA